AUGAAAUCAGCGAUGAUGGCUGGAGCGCCGAUAAUUGUCCGGCAAGUUUACGAAUACAACGCGAUUGCAGAAUUCGAGCUAAUCGAGCAGUGCCUCCCCUUCUUCCCUUUGGCCGCCUUUGACACCGAGUUCCCUGGCACCAUCUACCACCCACCAGACGACGCCGUCCCCGGCCACCUCCUCCCCCCCGCCGCCUUCUACUCCCUAAUGAAGAAAAACGUGGACGCCCUGAACCUGAUCCAGAUCGGCCUCACCCUCUCCGACGCCGCCGGCAACCUCCCCUCCUUCGGCACCCACUACCGCUCCAUCUGGCAGUUCAAUUUAUGCGACUUCGACCGCCACUUGCACCCCCACAACCCCAAAUCCAUAUCCCUCCUCCAGCGCCAGGGCAUCGAUUUCGACACGAACAGACUCGCCGGCAUCCACUCCAUCGACUUUGGCCGCCUCUUCUGGGCCUCGGGCCUCGGCGACAGGUCAUUCGGGCCCGUGUCCUGGAUUACCUUCCACGGGCCCUACGAUUUGGGCUUCCUCGUGAAGGCCCUGUCCGGGGGGCAGAGUCUGCCGGAAAACUUGAACGGGUUCUUGCACCUGGUGAGCACGUCGUUGGGGAGUCGCGUGUAUGACGUGAAGAGCAUGAUUGGGUCGUUUGGGCUGCACGGCGGGCUCGAAAGGGUGGCCAAGAGCCUCAAUUUGGGCCGGGCUGCUGGGAAGAGCCACCAGGCGGGGUCGGACAGCCUGCUGACGAUGCAUGUGUUUCUGGAGCUGAGGAGAAGGUUGUUGGAGGAUGAUGAUGUUGAUGAUGAUGAUGAUGAUGAGAAAGGGAUGAAUAUUAAAUGGUUGAACCAUUCUGUUUAUGGUCUCGGCCAUAGUGGCUUGACUUCUUCAUCUUCUUUUUGUAGACUUAUGUUGGAAUCUGUAUAA
Messenger RNA from Striga asiatica, 921 nucleotides. The record is from the annotation of a GenBank genome assembly. Lineage: Eukaryota; Viridiplantae; Streptophyta; Magnoliopsida; Lamiales; Orobanchaceae.